This is a messenger RNA of Monopterus albus (swamp eel), 3838 nucleotides long. RefSeq names its product tumor protein p63 regulated 1 (gene tprg1). Gene Ontology annotation, cellular component: cytoplasm. Lineage: Eukaryota; Metazoa; Chordata; Actinopteri; Synbranchiformes; Synbranchidae. The coding region runs from base 216 to 1043 and encodes 275 amino acids. The transcript is spliced from 6 exons. The record is from RefSeq and is a predicted model, not a curated record.
GCCGGGGUGCAGCGACGACAGGGGCCGGGGUGCAGCGACGACAAGGACCGGGGUGCAGCGACGACAGGGGCCGGGGUGCAUCAGCUCCGCAGUUAACGCCCUCCAGAACUAACAGACGCGGAACAAGGAAGUCGUGCACCUGUCCCUGCUCAAGCAUAACUAUCUUUUCAAGCCUACUGCGACCUCGAUAACUACUGCAGGUGUGAAGCUCCGCCAUGGCAGAGUUUGAGGGGGGAGCAAACCAAAGUAAGGAGAAGCAGCAUCAGCUCAGCUCUUCUGUCGGUGCGGGGGACGCUCAGCCCGCUGCAGGGCCACAAGUAACCGAUGAGCGGGCAGCUUCGGGUGGAGGUGCCCGCCUCCAGCACGGCGUCUCUGUGGACUCCACUCCGGACCACUUCAAACGCACACGGUUCUUCGUGUUGAGGCCUGGCACUCUGAAUCAGGCCAUCAAAGAUGUUGAAGCUCUGGUGGAUCAAGAACUAGACGGCAGCAUUCUCGGCCUUUGGCUGAUGGCAGAGGUGGAUCACUGGAACAAUGAAAAGGAGCGUCUUGUUAUCAUCACAGACAACUCUCUCCUGGUCUUCAAGUAUGACUUUGUCAUGUUCAGCUGUGAUCAAAUGCAGAGGAUCCCGCUUAACUUUGUGGACCGCAUCUCCCAUGGCACCUUCAGCUUCCCAAAGUACUCCCUUCUCCAGAGAGCAGGGGAGGGGGUGCGAAUCUUCUGGGACCGGCAGAGAGAGCCCUCCUUCGUGUCCACGUGGAACCCCUUUGCCACUGACCUCCCCUUCAUCACCUUCACCUACCACCCUGUGAGGAACGUCAGUGCCACAUUGUCUGCUCUGUGCGACAUCCAGACGUUUCGUGAACAGCUCAAGGAUGCAGCACAGAAAGUCCACUCCAUGAAGCCAGUUCCCGGGAAGGCCAAUGGCGUCUUGGUGCUCAAUCAGCAGAUCCCCAUUGAGGCCUAUGUGGGCCUCAUGUCUUUCCUUGGUAACCAGAACAAACUGGGCUACUGCAUGGCACGAGGAAACCUUGGUUUCUAAAUUGCAACAUUAAUAUAAUGGUUUGGGUGUUUUUUUUUUUAGGUUGAUUGCUCUUAUUUAUGAGUCUUGAAUAAAUUUUGAUAGGUUUGUUUACAGAGAGGUCAAUUUUAGAAGGAUUAAUCAGAGGUUUUAACAUUGAAGCUUGGAUUCUCAGGAUGUGCUUUAUGAGGUUUAAACAACUGUGCCAUCUCCCCCACUGCUUAUUACCAGUGUGUGGUAUCUGAGUACUCAGAAAUAUCCACUUUUCAACACCACUCUGCACUGGCUGACGGAUCCCCCGCUGCUGUCGAGAAGCUUUGUUUUUGCUCCUCAGUGAUAUGGUAAUUCAACUCUUUCGCAAUGGGACUCCUUUCUUCCUCCCCCGGCAUCUCUGUUAAAAGCUCAUUCCCAUGCCAUUCAGCCCCUUAGAGAUUCAUUGGAGCAUGGGGGCACAUUUGUCAGUUUUAUCAUUCAUAGUGUAUUUUUACAGUGCAGACAGUACUGGAAUUUCUCCUUGGUUUGUGUGUUUACCUUGUGUCAUUGUGACUUGUUUGGCGUAUGCUCUUGUCAGCCUGUCACACACGUGAAAUUUUAAGUUUACAUAUUUUGUUCUUUUCCUUUAUAGUGAAAUGAAGAUUUCUCCAUACUGUUUUUGUUCUGUGCAACUUAUUAGUGACUUAUACAAAUACCUUGGUUGUACUACAGAAGAAUUUGUUUGCUGAAAGAUGCACCUACUGUAGUUGUGAAAUCUGACCCUCCAUCAAUACCACAGUUCUUGAAGUCUUGUUAUUGGAGCAGCACAAGUACCAUAACUCCUUGAAAGUUACAGUAAGUUAAAAAUUAAGAUUUCAAUCCUGGUAAAUUUAGCAGUACUUGAGGUGACUGGUGGUAACUGCAAAAGUAUUUUAAUACUAGAGCAAACACUUAAUGAAGAAGAUACUUUGUCAAAAAUAUAACAGAAGCUGAUUUAUCUGUAUACAGUGCAACAAACCCCACUCAUGCCGUUUUAAUUUAAAAACUAGAAUUCUGCUUAAGGGAAGCAUGUAUAAAGUGGAAAAAAAAAUUGGACCUAGCACAGAAUCCUGUGGAACUCCAUGACUAACAUUAGUUUGCAUGAAGGGUUGAUCAUUAAUAUGAAUAAAUUGUAAUCGAUUAAAUAAAUAGGUAAAUUUGUGCAGUUCGCACACCAUCCAACUCAACUCAGCUAGGGGAUUCCUCAUGACUGAUAUAGUGAGCAAGUUAAGAAUUUACAGCAUGCAGAUAAGGCAACUUUGGUCCUUGAUGGCCUAGUGGCUAGGAUUCAGUGCUUUUGCUGCUGCUUCCCGGGUUCAGUUCCCGAUCGAGGAACCUCUACCCACAGGGGUUUCACGCCAGUGACUUCUGUGCCGCUCCCAAGCCCAGAUAAGUAGAGAGGGUUGCGUCAGGAAGGGCAUCCGGCGUAAAAAACGUGCCAAAUUUCAAACCAUGCAAAUUGUCAGUGUAGACACAGAUGAUUAGCUGUGGCGACCCCCAACAGGACCAGCCGAAAGUGGAAGAGGAAGAUAGGGCAACUUUGGAAUUGCCUAAAGCCACAUUUUUUUACUUCAGACUAAGAGCCUCCCCACACCUCCAUUUGUGCCAGACUGGCACAUCCUGGGCACCUUUCUACAGACUAAAGAGACCAGACUAAUUUGAACCUUUCACCAAACUCCCAUUAAGACAGAGAACAAGCCAAGACCCAAAGUAAACGGUUACUAGAGGUUAGUAACUGUAAUGUAAUCACUGAGUUUCAAACUGUAACCUAUGCACAUUACUGGAAAAGUAAUCAUAUCUGUAACACAUUGCUAAGUAGCAGUAAAGACGGUGAACAGUAAGCACUAAAAGCUGGAUUACUAAAUUCCUCGUUCAUGCGUAGGAAAUUUGAAACCCACAUGGGAAAGGCAGACCCUGCCAGUAACAAUGAAGACUAAGAUAAAAUGAUUUAAUUGAAUGGAUAUUGCUGAAAAAUUGUCAACCAUAAAUAGUAACAAUAAGGUUUGAUUUGAUGAAAACCUGAAGGAUUAUAGUCAUAAAGCUUCAAAAGUGAAACUAUAGUGAGAUCGAUUUGUUCAAGAAUAAAAACAUUUCCUGAGUGACAAAUACAAAUGAAAGCAGACAAACUACGCCAGCAGUAUUUAGCCUCUCUUCAGGCAUUCUCCUCAGGAAACAAGGUUAAGUAGAAAGUGUCCGAGGAAUAAAUGCAGUCCUUAUUCCUCAAGGUAAAGUAUAUGGUUAAGUUCAGCACCAUUUGUAUCAUGUAUCAUAACCUUAGGGUUUGAAGGGGUUAACACAUUUCCUCCCAGAAUGAGGAAGCUUUUUUAAUCCUGGAUCAAGCACUGUUCUGCCCUGGAGCAAAACACCUCAUCCAUAUUUCUUCUCUUCAGGUUGUAAAAGAUGUUCAAAAAAACGGGGUUAAUUGCAAGAUAAAUGCACAUUCAAGUUAUUCUGUCAUUUAGCCCCUCAAGAAAACCUCUAUAGAGUUUUGCAUUUGGGUCUUAUUGAGCAAAUAUUUUUUACUUGGUUAAAAAAUAUAUAUAAACUGAGUUUAUAUGUUUUGUUUAGUUGCCAUGGACUGCAUUUGUACAGUUGCUGUAAUCCUUUUCUUUUUUUUAAUCGUCAUGACUUUGUCUAAAAUGCAGGUAAAGCUGUUAAAAACUCUGAGCAGGAACGUGACAAUGAAGGCAUCAAAGACCAUCAUGUCACACAUCAUUUGAAAUAAUGAAGGACUUCCUAAGAUGUAAUGUUUGAUUUAUGUUGUUUGCUCUUCAGAUGAUGCAGGUUACAUGUUUGAUCAUGUU